Messenger RNA from Sipha flava (yellow sugarcane aphid), 869 nucleotides. RefSeq lists its product as uncharacterized. The transcript has 3 exons. The record is from RefSeq and is a predicted model, not a curated record. Lineage: Eukaryota; Metazoa; Arthropoda; Insecta; Hemiptera; Aphididae. The coding region runs from base 241 to 681 and encodes 146 amino acids.
AGCUUUCGACGGUCCGGCUCGCGGUGUCCCGGGCAGUGCGUAACAAACUCGGGCGCACGCGCGCGCAUUGCAAAUUCACCAACCGACCCAGCGCCACCGACGUUUUUUUUUGAAAUUUUUUUUUUUUUUUAAAUAAUCAUUCCGCCGUCGCGGAAGCGCAUUGGAUCUUGGAGAUUUCGCCAAUCGCUUUUCGUCCGUUUCCUAUUCCGUUUCGUUCGCACUCCUGUUUCGGUCGCCGGCAUGAAAACGUUCCCGUUGUUCGCGGCGUUCGUCGUCCUGUACUGCUGCUGCUGCUGCUGUUGCCCGUCGCUCGCGGAACAACAACGACCGUCACCGCGACCCGCCGCGGCCGACCAACCGAUCGAUCCGUCCCUGGACGUUUUGGCCGACAACGUUGAGGAUGAAGACCGGGAGAAACGACAGUUGUCCUUCGUCCAGAACAAGCUGUUGAAUUUUUUGAAACCGUUACCGGUGGUCGACGUGACCAAAGAAGAAGAGAAGUACGGCAACGACGGUGACAAGUUCAACAGGUUCGGAAGAGGCUUGGUCGGCGGCGUGGAAACCCUGUCCAGUAGGCUCACUUCAGUACUCUCGUUUCCCGUGGACACGGCGAAAAAAUUGUCCAGGUCCGCCACCGAAAUGCUGAACAAUUUGGGCGGAAGACUAAUAGGAUUGCAAUGAUGAUAACAUAAAUUAUUAAUAGUAUAACGCUCAUUACAUUAUAGUUGUCAUUUUAUUAAGAUUGCAAAUGAUUCGAUGUGGGUUUUAGAAUAAGGCUCGAGUUCAUAAAAAAAUAUAACUUGUCACUUGGUUGUUAUUUAAUCGAGACAAAUAAUGUUAUUGCCAACAAAUAAAUCAAUUUGUUCUUA